This is a messenger RNA of Podospora anserina S mat+, 1110 nucleotides long. RefSeq lists its product as uncharacterized. Lineage: Eukaryota; Fungi; Ascomycota; Sordariomycetes; Sordariales; Podosporaceae. The transcript has a single exon. The coding region runs from base 1 to 1110 and encodes 369 amino acids. The record is from RefSeq and is a predicted model, not a curated record.
AUGCAUCAACGCCACCAACAAGGGUUUAAUCUCCUGUGGUCUCAUCACAGCGAUGACACAACAUUCCGCCUCUCACUCAAUCAACAACUUCACAACACUGAACACUCACGCCCUGUUCGAAACAUGUCUGAAGCAAAGAACAUCAUCAUCACCGGCGCCUCCGGCCUCGUCGGCCCGCUCCUGGCCUCCCGCCUCCUCAACUCCCCAGAAUACCGCCUCGUCCUCACCGACCUCCACCCCCCCAUCCUCCCCCCCAACGUCACCCACCCCUCCAACGCGACCCUCCUCCAAGGCGACAUCACCUCCCCUGCCUUCAUCACCACCCUCCUCACCGCCGCCCAGCCCCUCCACGCAAUCUUCCUGUUCCACGGCAUCAUGUCCGCCGGCUCGGAAGAAGACUACGACCUCUCCCUCAAAGUAAACGUCGACUCGAUCCGCCUCAUCACCGACCAGCUCCGCCUCACCAAUCCCGGCUGCCGCGUCAUAUACGCCUCCUCCCAAGCGGUAUUCGGACAGCCUCUACCCCAGGGAAAAAUCACCGACGACGUGCUGCCCACGCCGGAAAGCACCUACGGCUGCCACAAGCUCAUGACGGAGUCGUACCUCACCUCGCUGCACAGAAAGGGGUUUUUGGACGUGUUUAUUGCUCGGUUUCCCACCAUUAGUGUCAGGCCGGGGAGGCCGACGGCUGCGGCGUCGAGCUUCCUGUCGGGGAUUAUAAGGGAGCCGAUGAGGGGGGUGGAGUGUGUGGUCCCGAUUGAGGACAGGGGUUUCAAGAGUUUUUUGGCUUCGCCGAGGACGAUAGCGGAGAAUUUGGUUAGGGUUUUGGGGUUAGGGAGUGGGUGUUUGCCUGUGCAUAGGAGGGUGAUUCAGUUUCCGGGGGUGAGUGUUUCUGUUCAGGAGAUGAUGGAUGCGUUGGGGAAGUUUGGCGGGGAGGAUAAGUUGGGGUUGGUGAAGGAGGUGCGGGAUGAGGGGUUGGAAAGGAUUUUGAGGAGCUGGCCGACGGAUUUUGACUUGAGCACGGCGGAGAGGUUGGGGUUGGUGGUUGAUGAGGGGCCGGGGGCGGAGGGGAUUGUGUGGGAGUAUGUGAGGAGUUUGGGGAAGGUGUAA